ACAUACGAGAAUAAUUGUGUGCCAAUUGCCUAGGUCAUUUCGAUUAAUUCGCUUGUUAAUGGCCAACACAUAAAUAAAAGAAACUCGCCCAAAACGUUUCGCAUACACAUCACAAGUCGCCUCUCAUUCGUUCAUUGACCAUUGACCAUGUGGAAUACGGAGGACAUCAAUUUGCUGAGUGGCGGAUUUGCUCAGUCAAUCUACCGUCGAUUCUUUCAGUGUACUGCUUGGCUGCUCUAUGGCAUUGCGCGUGUUUGUCAUUUCCUCAAGCUGCGCUACAAUGCAGAGCAUAUGCGGAUGGAGGAGAUUCAGUAUCAUCAUAUGAUCUCGAAAAUAGUCGUGACGGUUAAAUUUGUAUUCGUAUUAUUGGAUCUUCAGAGUUAUUUAGUGCUUACCCUGGUCUUAUGGCUACACAUUUUUCGAGUCGAGAACAGCGGCGGACAGAACUAUAUGAUUGGGUUGCUCGUCCAGGGCCUUAUCAUAUCUGACCUACGCCGAAUAUUUAUUUUUUUGCAUUCAUUCGAUGAUCGAAAGUUGAUCAAGCAUAUAAUCAAUGAAAUCUUCUAUAUCACACAAACCAUAAAACGCAAAUUCGGCAUGAUAUAUCACUUUGAAAUGUGUCUAUUGUGCGUCUACUCUUGCAAACUGUAUUUGGUGUACAUAAUGCUAGAUUCCAUGUGGUAUCAUAUGACAUUUAUUUGGAUUAACUUCCUAUAUUGGCUGCUCCUCGAGUACUGUAUUCUUGGCUAUUUCAUCUAUCAGUUGAUUCUACUCAACUGGUAUCGUAAUUUUAGUUAUUUUUUGCAACGAUUUCUCGAGUACAACCGCUAUCAGAGUUGCAUAUCUGCUCACUAUCAUGGGCGUCUGCUGUGGCUCUUCAAACUGCACUUACGCAUCAUUAAUCUGCAUAAGUGCAUUCAGGAGAGGGUCGCCUGGUUGCCUGCAGCGAUCUACUUGACAAUAUUCACGAGUAUUUUCAAUAUGACUUUGUUGCUCGAGUGCAUUAUCUAUUCCGACGAUGAAAUCGAAGACAAAAUGUAUAUCAUUGCGGAUGGUAGCCUCGGGCCGGCUUUGAUACCAAUUCUCAACAUGUUAGUUGUUGGCAUCUGCACAGAUCGCAUACGCAGCGAGGAGUCGGCAUUGCAGCAACAAAUUAUACUCGCUAAUAUUCUGUGUGUUCGCAAAGCCGAUCCAAACGAUUUUCGCCUAAAGGUUCUGAACAAUGAGCACACUGCUCUGAUUGUUCAUCAGAAAUUGGAGCCAUUGCAUAAUGUGAUUAUUUUGCAUACAAUCGGCGAUCGGGAAUUUGCCUUUGAUUACUUCCUGACAGUGAUCGUAACUGCUCUCUCCUUUAUACAGUACACAGUGUCCACAAAUCGUGUUUACAAAGUGUGCGUAACACACAAGUAAUGCAAAAAAUAAAAUUAAAACAUUCAUGUUUAUAAACACAUAUAUUUUAUAAGAAAGUUUUUGAAAUAUCCCAGAUGUGCAUUAAUUCAACAUGAAUUCUACAUUUUUCUGCAUAUUCCUUCAACUAGUUAAACGCCUAGCAAAAGCCCAUGAACAACUUGCUGAGCCCCAAAACUUUUUAUAAAUUUACACUCAAUAACAGCAACCGCUCAAUAACAUUCAACAGUCACGUGCCGAUUCGAUAUUCAAUGUCUUCACAGAGUGAAAAAUACUAACAACAUUUUUGAUACAUUUUGCUGGUAUAUUGAAAUUUAUUUUUAUGCAACCAACCCCGAGAGCGAACGUGUUUUGCUCUCAACCUACACACAGCCUACACCCGCGCCAGACGAUAAAAUAAUAAUCGAUUUGACUUUGGUUGGAGUUUUUUACUUUUCCACUCACUCGCUCACUCACUCUUUCGCUCUUUUGGUAAAAAAAAAAAAAAAAAAAAAAAA
Drosophila mojavensis is the source of this 1904-nucleotide messenger RNA. RefSeq lists its product as uncharacterized. The record is from RefSeq and is a predicted model, not a curated record. Lineage: Eukaryota; Metazoa; Arthropoda; Insecta; Diptera; Drosophilidae. The transcript has 2 exons. Bases 148 to 1410 code for a protein of 420 amino acids.